AGCCUCGUCUACUUGAUGCCCAAGCACAAGUCAGCCCACAAAUCGAUGCUUCUCACCAACCUGGAGCACCCCACCCGCGUUCUCACCGACAGCGACAAGGCCGAGACGCGCGACCGAGCCGGAGGCAACCGAGGCAACCAGCGCGGUGGCUUCAAUCGAGGCAGCCCUAACAAUCGCGGUGGCGCCAACAAUCGCGCACGAGGGAACUCCAACGGAGGUCACAGCAACGGCAAUUCUAGCAGUGCUGGGUACCCCAAUUUCGGGCCAAAUGUUGGAUAUAACGCCGGAUACAACUACGGUCCGGGUGCUUACAACGGCGGAUAUAACCAGGCGGCGUACCCCCCUCCCCCACCGUGGUACGACCCAUACGCGCAGCAGCCGCAGUACGGGUACAACAACGCGAACAAUGGCGGACGCGGAGGGCAUCGUGGCGGAAACGGCGGAAAUGGCGGAUAUCGUGGCGGUCGGCGUGGCGGACGCGGUAGGCACUAGUGCGGAUCCUUUUGGGCGAUGUUCUGGGACGGAUAGGCGGGUUUGGCGGUGUUUUGGGAAUUGGAGCCCUGGUGUAGCGGUUUUGUCCGUGUUGAUACCCUAUUGAGAGGCUCCUGUAUAGGUUUUGAAAAGUUGCAAAAAAAAA
Molecule: messenger RNA, 637 nt
Organism: Mytilinidion resinicola
Lineage: Eukaryota; Fungi; Ascomycota; Dothideomycetes; Mytilinidiales; Mytilinidiaceae
Exons: 2
Coding region: 16-492 (158 amino acids)
Source: RefSeq, a predicted model, not a curated record